UUUCAUUUCUUAUGGUCAGUCUGUAAAGAUUGUAGAGAUGACGUUUCCGAUACCGAUUCAGAUUAUGAUGAUUAUUUUUAUGACGAUGAUGACGAUGAUGAACUUGACCAAAGUCCCAUGUUUGUGAGGGUUUUCCUAUAUGACACAAACUUCGAUUUACAAUUAAAGAAAACACGUGAUGCAGAAGGCCAAGCUGCUAUAAGAGCAUCGGGAAAACUCGAAGUGACAGAUGAAGACAAGUUUACGUUGCUCCAGAGGAAGAUAAAACGGCAAAAACAGACCAUUAAAGAAAUCCAUGACCAUACCUCAAAGAUUUUGUCAGAGAUAAGAGAGAUGAAAAGAGAUAAAAAGCCCUCAACUGACUCAACAUCAUCAGAUGAAUCGGAGGAAUCGGAUGAAAUCUACGACUCGGAUAUUGAGUAAAAUACUGAUAACUUUCUAGAAUGAAAUCCUUAUUUCAGUACUUUGUAUUAAAGAUGAAUAGAGACUCCCAAUGCAUGUUUGUUUAAAUAUGAUUUCAGAAUGCCAAGUAUUAGGCAGUUUGAUUUAAAAGUCUCAAUGAUUCGUUUUCUAGAAGUUCUUACUGUAAUUUUUUACUCAGUGAAAGAUAUAAUUUAAAACCC
This is a messenger RNA of Saccostrea cuccullata (small rock oyster), 623 nucleotides long. RefSeq lists its product as uncharacterized. Bases 118 to 423 code for a protein of 101 amino acids. The transcript is spliced from 7 exons. Lineage: Eukaryota; Metazoa; Mollusca; Bivalvia; Ostreida; Ostreidae. The record is from RefSeq and is a predicted model, not a curated record.